Messenger RNA from Acaulospora colombiana, 1272 nucleotides. Lineage: Eukaryota; Fungi; Glomeromycota; Glomeromycetes; Diversisporales; Acaulosporaceae. The record is from the annotation of a GenBank genome assembly.
AUGUCGCUUGGAUUAGACGCCAUCUUCCAAAUACACGAGCCCACCUGUACCCGCUAUCAGCUCAGUUCUGUGGUUAAUACGCGGGCCAGCGUGAAGCCAUCAUUCAGAAUCUGUACGGUGUAUAAAACUGCAGGUCUCAACGAGGCCCACUUCUCUCAUCAACACCUUCCCAGUUCUCCCAGAUUCUCUCCCUCUCAAGUACAACAAGAAACAACCUGGAAGUAUGCCGCGACAGAGGUGGAGAAGACAAAUAGUGUCAUGUCGGAGGAUGAGGAAGACGGGGAAGAGGGGGACAGCGAAAUGUUGACUUCGGGGUCUCCAAGCGCUGGAGAUAGCGAUUCUGCCAGCACGGCAGAAACAGAGUCCGCGUGCGAUAACGCUGCCAACUCUGGUCCCCGUUCGAAAGGAUCCUCCGAUGGCAUCAAGCACGAAGUCAACAUUCUCGGCCACGAAAAGGCCAACGAUGAUGUAUCGUCCGUCUCGUGGAAAGAGGAUUUCGGUGGGAUCGUUGGGGAGGAGGGUGACAAUCUUGUCGAACAAGAGGCGGUCAUCACCCCUGACCAGCUCUCCGAGUGGGAGACCACGGGCGGAAGGGCCGAUGUGAUCGCUGCGUUUGAGGGUAAAAUGGUGUUGGAUGCUCCUCUCAAAUCUGUCCUCGAAUGGGCUGCUCCGAUUGUCUGGAAAAUGUUUUUGCGACAGGCUCCCCUUUGCUCUGCUGCCAAGCAGAAUCCUACUCAGCAUGCUCAUAAUCUCCCUCAAAAUACCCCGUGUCCUUCGUUUUUACCUGCUCUUUUGGAAAAGAGCAUGCCAAGUGGUAUGACGGCUUCGAUCGCCGUCACCUAUGCUCUGUUGUACAUGUACCGCAUCAAAUUUUGCUUUCAUUGUAAUGGUUCGACUCUAUCCGCCGAUCCCAAGUCCAACACCAACACCGUGGCUUCUUCCAACAGCAAUACUAUUACCAACAACGCCCCCCUAGUCCCUCCGGACUCGAUGGACGCCAUGCGUCAAAAGUCGCAAAAGUCGUUUGAAAAACCGACCAUGCUCGAACCGGGAUUGCAGUUCUAUACGAAGAGGUUAAAAUUGUGUCGUUUUGACGGGUCUCAGUCGCACCUUGAGCACUACGUUGGGUGGUAUGCAGUGACUGAGCAGCUCGUAGAGUUUGGUGCGGACUUCCAUCACACGUUUGGGUGUCUGUUCUUGGAUGAUCAUGUCGGCUACAUGGUGACAGUACGUUUCCCAAUCCGGUUUGGCGGGUUGAAUGUUGGUCGCUGA